AUGCUCACCCCAGCCCUUACGGGCCGCCUUCUGUCGCGCUCUUCCCUGCGACUCCUUUCCACUUCGUCCGCCUCUCCUCUUCGAUCUGCUCCCAUCUCUAUCAGAGCUUCAAAAUUUGCGUCAAUAUCGACAAGAAGGUUCUCCUCGUUCCCACAACUCCGGCAAGCACAGGCUGUCGCCGAAGCCAGCGAGGAUCUCAAGCAUGCGUCUCCUGAACUCACCACUUUCAAGGAACUCGGCGACAAUGGAAUAAUACAUCCACAUAUCAUCAAGACCAUCACGGACAAGAUGAACAUCCACACUAUGACUGACGUUCAGCGGAUGACCAUCAACGAGUGCCUUGAUGGUUCAGACGUGAUCGGCCAAGCAAAAACGGGUACCGGCAAGACUAUUGCCUUCCUCAUGCCUAUCAUUCAACGCCUCAUGCGUGAUACCACCUUGACCCGAGAUAAGCCUUCCGCCGGCGACACCCGCGCUCUUAUCAUUUCCCCUACCCGCGAACUUGCAGAGCAGAUUGCCGUGGAAGCGAACAAGAUCGUUGCUGGUACAGGAGUCAAAGUGCAGACUGCGGUUGGCGGUACCCAGAAGUCUUACCACCUGAGACUCAUGCAGCGCCACGGCUGCCAUAUCCUCGUUGGCACCCCAGGCCGUGUCAAGGACCUGAUCUCCGACCGUUAUUCUGGCGUGAAGCUCGAUAACAUCCAGACCUUUGUGCUCGACGAAGCUGACCGUCUCCUCGAUGUUGGGUUCGCUCCGGACAUUGCAGAAAUCCAGUCUUUCAUGCCACCCCGAGACCAGCGUGACCGACAAACCCUCAUGUUCAGUGCCACGGUACCCAAGUCUGUCGUCGGCCUCGUCCGUCAGACUCUUAAGCCGGACUUCAAAUUCAUCCGGGCUGUCGAUCCUGAUGAGCAGCCCACCCACAAACGUAUCCCGCAGAAGGUCGCCUUCCUGAAAGGCAUGCAGAAUAUCACACCUGCGAUUGUCGAAAUCGCCCUUGGUGCAAUUGAGGCGCAUAAAGUCGACCCUGAAAACAACCCACCUUUUAAGGCCAUCGUCUUCAUGCCCUCCUUAAGUGACGUGCACCUCACGAAGACGUGGCUCGACAACCUGCGCCACUCGACUGGCGGCCGUUUUGGUCCACACCCACUUGCGCCCUGCCACAUGUUCGAGAUGUCCUCGAAGCUCACACAGGCCCAGCGUUCAAUGAACACCGAGAACUUCCGGCGCGCUGAGUCUGCCAUCCUCGUCUCGUCCGACGUUGCAGCUAGAGGCAUGGACUUCCCCAAUGUGUCUCACGUGAUUCAGACGCAUUUCCCCCAAUCAGAAGAUCAGUACAUUCACCGUAUCGGUCGUACAGGCCGUGCCGGCAAGUCUGGUGUCGGAUAUCUGUUGCUGCAGGAAGACGAGCGUCGCGCUUGGGAGCAGCAGUUUGCCCGCGACCUGAAGCUGCAGGAGGACACCAGCCUACACACACCCAAGCUAGACAUGAGCCAAGGCGCGAGUCUACCAGCGCCCAUUGCGAAGAUCAUGGGCAUGGUAGAGGCUGGCAUCAGGAAUGUGCCCUUCGGCAUGAAGGCCGACGCUUAUCGCGCUAACUUUGGCGUGAUGGGCCAGAGCGGAGCACACAGAGGCAAGCAGGGCAUUGUCGACAAGCUAAACGAGCUAUCAAGAUGGGGAUGGGGUCUAGAGCAGCCGCCACCGGUGUCGGGCCGCUUAAUUGAGAAAAUGGGCUUCGGCCGAGCACAGGGGCUGAACGUGGAUGAACGGCCUGAGAGGCAGGACUUUGGCGGUGGGCGCGACAGAAACGGUGGUGCACGGAGAAGAGACGCGUUUGACGAGAACGAUCCCUUCGGCAUGGGUGCCUCAGCCGGCAAGGGCGUUGUUCGCGGAGGCUUUGGCGGUGGCCGCGAUAACGGCAGAGGAGGUAGCGGCGGGCGCAGCGGCUUUGGUGGCCGAGACAGUGGAAGAGGAGGCUUCGGCGGACGGGGUGGCGGAAGAGGUGGCUUUGGUGGACGGGAUGGCGGAAGAGGCGGCUUUGGCGGCCGAGACGGCGGUCGUGACGGCGGCCGCAAUGGUGGUGGAAGCCGAAUGGGCCAGGGUGAUCCCUUCUUUGAGCGUUGA
This is a messenger RNA of Cyphellophora europaea CBS 101466, 2124 nucleotides long. RefSeq lists its product as uncharacterized. Gene Ontology annotation, cellular component: mitochondrion. Gene Ontology annotation, molecular function: nucleic acid binding; ATP binding. Bases 1 to 2124 code for a protein of 707 amino acids. The transcript has a single exon. The record is from RefSeq and is a predicted model, not a curated record. NCBI's taxonomy places the organism in Eukaryota, Fungi, Ascomycota, Eurotiomycetes, Chaetothyriales, Cyphellophoraceae.